UAGGCUGGUUUGCUCUGCACCGACAAAGAGACUCCAGCGCUAGCCGCCGCCAGGGCUCGCGCACACGUGAGGACUUUAUUUACAUUUACAAUUUUAAGUCUCGACCGGAUUCUGGAUGUUACGGCUCCCCGGUGAGGGUCACAAGCGGUCCGACACGCGCUGACAGGACGCCGGGACGCGUGGAGAUGACACGUCCAGAGACCGAGUGACCACCGAUGAGAACAGGGGCGACCUGAAAAGUGAGCUGGAGGGACAAUGAUGCCGUUUUUCCCUUUGAGGAAAAUCAAGCGAAACGGAAAAUACCUGUUCUUCGGGGCGGUGCUGGUGGUCAUGGGGAUCGCGGCGUAUCUGGAAUACGUGGCCACGAACACGUGGAAUAAUGUCGAUGACAUUCAGCAGAAAGACCAAAGAUCCUGUAUAAAGCAUGUGAACCAAGACCAUGUUUCUUUUGAGGACAUCAUCUGGUCUUCUAAAUAUGUCCCUCAGCCCUGGAGGCAGGAGUAUAAAGGGCAUGCGAAUCUUCAUGUCUUUGAGGACUGGUGCGGAUCUUCAGUCGCAAGCCUUAGAAAGAACCCGCACUUUCCCCUCUACCCUCACUCUCGGAUCACAGUGAAGAAACUCGCCGUGUCUCCGAGCUGGAAGAACUACGGCCUCAGGAUCUUCGGCUACAUUCAUCCGUACACCAGCGGUGAGUUUCUUUUUGCUGUGGCGUCCACUGUUAACUGUGAGUUCUGGCUGAGUGACGAUGAGAACCCGGAGAACCUGCGACUCCGUGCUUAUGUUGGAAAGACUGGUGAGGAGUGGACCGCUCCGGGGGAAUACAACAAAUACACCAGCCAAAUGUCCAAACCUGUCCUACUUCAGCAGAAGAAAAGGUUUUACUUCGAGAUGAUUCACAAACACAACGAUCAAGGCACCGACCAUGUGGAAGUCGCAUGGAGAAUCAAUGAGGCUGGAAAGAAGUUUGAGAUUAUUGACUCCAAAUCGCUGUCUCUUUAUUCUGACGAGUCCUCCCUGAAGAUCAGUGAAGUCAGUCACGUUCCUCAGACGGCCGCUAGUCACGUAACUCUGCCUCUGGAAAAAACACAAGAUCCACUCCACAGGGUUGAGAUGCUGAGAGAAGAUCCUCGAGACAGCUUUUUUAAAACACCUUUAUUGGACAAGUCCCGAUUAUGGGGUUUGUUACCGGAAUGUUUCUAUAGACCCAGUUACACGGUUAAAGACAGGAUGAUCGGACGCUAUCAGGGUCUGCAUUUUGUCCAUCUGACUUACGUUUACCCCAAUGACUACACACGGCUCACACACAUGGAGAACGACAACACAUGUUUCUACCAGAUGAGGCCAUACUAUUUAAAGAUGUACGGCUUUUCUCAGUAUAUGAGACUGGACCAGCCGGAGGAACAGGACAUGAUGUACAGAGACACUGGUGAUUACAGACUGGGAUGGAAGGAUUUCAGAGCGAUGAGGCGAGCAGGACUGGACGAGGAGAUGCAGGGAGACGAGGAGUUUGACUACCGUGACGAUUACAUUCAGCACCAACAAAGGAAACUAUUCUCGAACUCUCUGAACAAGAAGAGCCCAGGAAGAAGUAGAAGGGAAAAUGAACAAGAUAUGAACAGAAUAGAGAGAGUGCAGAAGGAGAAUCUGGCACAGGAUAAUAAUUCUGUAUCAGAGAACCAGAAUAAUCUGCAAAACCAAAACAAAAUGGUGGAAGAUAAGCAAUAUGAACUGCAAAAAGAAAACAAAAUGGUGGGAGAAAACAAGCAUGUACCUCAAAGACAAAACAGUAUGGUGGAUGAAAAGCAACAUAAAAUGCAAAAAGAAAACGAAAAGGUGGACGAGAACCAACAUGGACUGCAAAGACAAAACAACAUGGUAGAAGCAAAGCCACGUAAGAUGCAAAACCAAAACAAAUUGUUGGAAGAAAAGCAAUACAAACUGCAGAAAGAAAACAAAAUGGUGGAAGAGAACCAACAAAAAAUUCAAAAAGAAAACAAAAUGGUGGAGGAGAACCAGCAUGUCAUCCAAAACCAACAUCAGUCGGCUGAUGAGAACCAGCGUUUGGGAUGGAAGGAUGAAGUUCCUGGUCAGAAUGAAGAUAAAGAACUUAUUGGUCAGGUGAACCAUACAAAUCUAGAAGAUAAAGCUCCAGUCCAGGAUCCAAGGUCAGGAGCAAAACCUCACAUUGGUACCAGAUUAAAAAACGACACAGAGAUUAUUUUUCUUCCCUUGGCAAAUGCCACAAACCCUCAGCCUCAUGAAAAUGAUUCCAUGAUCCAGAAAGACCCUCAUGACAACGUUCACCGUGACCAGGACCAGGACCAGGACUCGGAUACAGGAGACCCUGCAUGGAGAAAAGGCGGAGACUUAGGGAACAGGGGCGGAGCUAAUAAGCAUAAGUAUCUCACUAAAGAGGAAGCAGAGCUGUGGGUGAUGUACGGAGACUCGGAGACAGAGGCCAGGAUCAUGAACAGAGCCGUGUACGACCCUGAGAUCAGAUGGGAUCAGACCUUUCAUGUCAGUCAGACUGACUUUCAGAUGCUGAGGACUGAUUGGAUCGACCUGAACUGCAACGUGAGCGGAAAUCUGCUGCUCAGCCAAUCAGAAGUCACGGCUGUGGUGCAGGCUUUUAUGGAGAAACUGGAGCUGAAGUAUCCCAGGACGUUCUCUCUGCAGCGUGUAGUGAAUGUGGAGAAGCGAAAGGAUGAGGUUCGGGGCAGUCGUUAUCUCCUGGAGUUGGACCUGAUGGAGUCCUCGAGAGGUCGAGUUCGUCUGGUCCAUUACGUCUAUGUGCUGAAGAGGAAAAACGUCCAGAAGCUGAGUUUAAACCCAGAGCUGCUGCUGUGUAACCCACACAACUUCCGGUGGAACCCUGACGCUACUAUACACAUCAUCGUACCAGUGAAGGAUCAGGCUCGUUGGGUGAAGAAGUUCAUUAUGGACAUGCAGGAGCUUUACCAGGUCACAGGAGACAGCAACGUCAACAUCAUCAUCACUGAUUAUUCCAGCACUGAUAUGGACAUCGAAAAGGCUCUGAAGAACUCUCACCUCCCCAAGUUUCAGUAUCUGAGACUGACAGGAAAUUUUGAGAGAUCAGCAGGUCUUCAGGCAGGAAUCAACCUUAUCACAGAUAAUCACAGCAUCGUGUUUCUGUGUGACCUGCAUCUCCACUUCCCACUGGGGUUCUUCGACUCUGUGAGGAAGCACUGUGUUGAAGGACACAUGGCAUUUGCUCCCUUAGUGAUGAGGCUUAACUGUGGAGCGACGCCUGAGGAACCCGACGGUUACUGGGAGGUGAAUGGUUUUGGUUUGCUGGGUAUUUAUAAAUCUGACCUGGACGCUGUAGGAGGCAUGAACACCAAAGAAUUCAAGAACCGCUGGGGAGGAGAGGACUGGGAACUGCUGGACAGGAUCGUGGAGGCGGGAUUGGAGGUGGAGCGUCUGCACUUGAGGAAUUUCUUUCACUACCACCACUCCAGACGCGGCAUGUGGAACCAUCAAACACUGCGAGGCAUGUAGAUCUGGCAACCCUGUGUCCUGAAAACGACGCUCGCUCUGCCGCUUCAUCCAGACCCCACCCUCAGGCUUCAUCUGUUCUGAUUGAAAUUGAGUCGCUGCUCUGUGGGAGGAGCCAUGGGCCAGUGCUGAGGUUUGAUUGGCUGUUCCUCAGUGGUCAUGGUAAUGAAGGUUCUCAGGAGGAUCAACAUCAUAGGGGUUACUUUUAACGCUGGACCUAAACAAAUGAUGUCACACAGUUUCAUCUUUGAUUAUUUUAAUCAGUGUCUUACAUUUCUGCUGUGAGCGAUGUUAGAGAUGAGGAAAUCUCACCUCCAUAUUCAGACCUGUGGGGGCGGAGUCAGUCUAAAACAGAGGCGUGUCUCAGUUGCAUCUUUCCUGAUCCAUGACACUAUUAUUGAAUUAAUAGUAUCGUCCAGUUAAAGUCAUGAUCAAACAUGGCUGAUCUGAGGCGGGAGUCUGGGAAUAUUUUCCGGAUAAACUGAUGAAUGGUGUUAAAGUUGUAGCAGACACACGCUCGGUCAGUUCAUCCUUUAUUUUCUUUAGAGAAAGAGACCGAACACAAACACUGAUGUUCUGUUCACAUCCUCAGAGGAUCAGGUAUCAUCAGCAGGAUGGGUUCAUGGUUCAGUUUGUAAAGGUGAAGUUUAAAGAAACACUCUGAGGUCCUUUACUCAGGAAAACUCACGCUUAAAAGUGCCUUUAAUUCUGAACAGGGAAGAGAAACGCAGCAGGAACUUUCUGGCAUUGGAUAAACUCAACACUCAGCAGAAAUCUUUACCCAGGAUGCAAUGUGUUUACGCUAAUUUAAACACAACUUUAUAUAUAUAUAUAUAUAUAAUGGAAAAGAGGCAGAUGGUUAAUG
Molecule: messenger RNA, 4381 nt
Organism: Hemibagrus wyckioides
Lineage: Eukaryota; Metazoa; Chordata; Actinopteri; Siluriformes; Bagridae
Gene: b4galnt3b
Product: beta-1,4-N-acetyl-galactosaminyl transferase 3b
Exons: 20
Coding region: 256-3519 (1087 amino acids)
Cellular component (GO): Golgi cisterna membrane
Molecular function (GO): acetylgalactosaminyltransferase activity
Source: RefSeq, a predicted model, not a curated record